AUUUAUACUUCAUCAUCAGUAUCAUUUGAAUAUUGAUAGACAAUUGAGUAGACAAUAAUGAAUGGUCCAAAAAUGCAGAUGAAAUCCAAAUUGAAAAAUUAAAAAUAUUUAUUCUCCCCUCUGGUCUCUUCUUGCGAAGGCGCUCACAGAGUUUUUUUUUUCCCCCAAAAAAACGAUACUAUGCGAAAACGUAUACCGUCUGGGUGAUGAAGAUUAACAGAAAUUUAUUCUCAACCAAGAAACGUGCAUUUUGAGACUGACGUCACGUCAGAAAUCCCAAUUUGUCUCCUGUGUGAACGCAGUCGGUAGGAGAGGCUCAGGAGUUUGAACCAACCUCGACAAAGAAACGUCACAACGUGCAGAAUUGAAGCACAGCUGCUGCAGAGCCGUAACGGCCAGUCGGUGAAUCAGACUUCCACCUUGCAAGAGUGCCGUGCCCUGAAGUGUGAUUUUAGUACCCCGUGUGGCUUUGAAUAUGAUCCCGAGGCACCUCUGAAAUUAACAUGAAGCGUAAAAGCGAAAGACGGAGAUUGGAGUCGAGGAAGAAGCGUUUUGUGGUCAGACGUGAAGAGGCGGAGCCGAAGUCCGAUAUUUACAUCCGUAUCACAGAUCAGCUGUAUUUUGUCAUUCUUCAACAGAAGCCUAAAAGUACCGCAGAGAGGCACUUCUUCUGUAUAGAUGAUGAGCUGUCUUACGAGAAUUUCUAUGCAGAUUUUGGACCUCUUAACCUGGCGAUGUUGUAUCGCUUUUGUUGCAAGCUCAAUAAGAAAUUAAAGUCCUUCACGCUCUCGAAAAAGAGAAUCAUUUUCUAUACCUGUGGUGACCAAAAGAAACAAGCCAAUGCCGCCUAUCUUAUAGGUUCUUAUGCAGUAAUGCAUUUGAAGAGAACCCCUGAAGAAGCCUACAGCCUUUUAGUAUCUCGCAACACCACAUAUUUGCCUUUCAGAGAUGCUUCAUUUGGCACUUGUUCAUACAAUUUGCACAUCCUUGAUUGUCUUAAAGGAAUACAUAAGGCUUUGCAAUAUGGCUGGCUGGACUUCACCAAAUUCGAUGUAGAGGAAUAUGAGCAUUAUGAGAGAGCAGAAAAUGGGGAUUUUAAUUGGAUAAUUCCUGGGAAAUUUUUGGCCUUCAGUGGACCCCAUCCCAAAAGCAAAAUUGAAAACGGUUACCCUCUUCAUGCUCCUGAGGCCUACUUUCCUUACUUUAGAAAACACAACAUCACUACAGUUAUUCGCCUAAACAAGAAAAUGUAUGAUGCCAAGAGGUUUACCGACCUUGGUUUUGAGCAUCGCGAUCUUUUCUUCGUUGACGGGAGCACACCAAGUGACGGCAUAGUCAAGAAGUUCAUAAACAUCUGUGAGAAUGCUGAAGGUGCCAUUGCUGUUCAUUGCAAAGCUGGGCUUGGCCGAACGGGCACUCUAAUCGGAUGCUAUAUGAUGAAACACUAUCAGCUAACAGCUGCUGAAGCCAUUGCCUGGAUUAGAAUCUGCAGACCAGGUUCAGUCAUUGGCCCUCAACAGAAUUUUGUGCAAGAAAAACAAGAAAGCCUUUGGGCAGAGGGACGUCUCUUCCAUGAGAAAAUGAAAGAGCAGGAAAAUGGAACCAGCAAAAUUUCGGUGACGAGAAUCCUGUCUGGGGUCGAUGAUAUUUCAAUCAAUGGUAACAAGAACAGAACAUCUGGAAAACUGGAAACAGAAGUGUAUAAUGAUGAAGAAGAAAGAAACGGUAUUACCCAAGGAGACAAACUGCGUGCUUUAAAAAGCAGACGACAGGCCAGAGCUUCCACAGGAUCAUUCUCAUUGGAAGAGAACAAAAUUCAUACUCGGUCAUCAUCGCAGUCAUUUAGGAUUAUUUUGCAGUCCAGUGUGCAGAGCUGUAAGCCUGUAAAAUCACCAAGCCUGUCAAACAGCACAGAUGCUAGAAAAAGGACUAGGUCUACAAUGGGAUAUGAUGGUUUGGGGAGCCACAUUGUUCCAAGGGGAAGGAAGACGCGACGCUCUUUACAGCAAAUGCGCUUUAUGAGAUUAUGGUACUUUUGCUUUCUGUCUCUUCUACUUCUUGCUGCUUUCUCCUACUCUGUUAAGCAAAGAAGUGCAAAGCAUUGUUAGAACACUGACAAUACAUUUGCUCCAACAUUUACUCUGAAAUUGUGCUUUACAGUCCUUUUACUAACCAUAAUGUUAAAAAUAAUAAUUUUGCACAACCAUUGGUGGGUGAUAAUCCAAAAUAAAUUGGAGAAAAGUUGUGUAUUUUCUUUUUUAUUUGACCAAAUUCCAUGAGUAACUAUGAAGUGGAAUACAUCUUGUUGUAACUGUUCUCUUUAAUGGACUGGAAUUCCGCUAUCUGUACUGGAGAGUCCACAUGAACAAACCAAUGCCUUAGGCUCAGUGGUACAAGCCACUUUUGUACAGAUUGAAUAUUUGAAUUAAUGAAUACAGAUACUUCAUCUAUGUUAGUAAUAGUAGCUUAAUGGUAUUUAUAAAGGUUUGAUUUUCAUUUCCAUAAUAGUUCAUUUUUUUAGAAUGGAUUAUCCAAGAAUUCCAAAUAAGUCUGUGCAAAUUCUUCUAGUGUUAGUAUCUUCAAGAAAAACAACUAAUUUAGUUUCCAUUCUUUCAAACUAUAACUGUAUUGUACAGAUUACAAGAAAUUAUUUGUUUUCAAGAUUAAAAUUUCAGGACAGGCCAGAAAAUUAUGAAUGGAGGGUGUAUCUAAAAUUGAGAGAAAUGCUUCAGAACUUAAAAUAAGCAAAUUCUGGGGCUGGGCUUCUUUUCUCUUAGGCCCAUGAGAAAGACCUGUGCGAGAGAAAAUUUCAUUGCAUAGUAGGCUGCACACAUUUCGGAAGUAUUUGUCUACAUCAAAGGGUGGAAAGUUGGGGGGGCUUUUACAAAUUUGCAUGAAAAUUUUAUUUUCCUUGUUAGAGGUCUGACUGUUUUUU
Lepisosteus oculatus (spotted gar) is the source of this 2935-nucleotide messenger RNA. The record is from RefSeq and is a predicted model, not a curated record. Lineage: Eukaryota; Metazoa; Chordata; Actinopteri; Semionotiformes; Lepisosteidae.